GUAUGAACAAGAUAAGGUAGUGGACACUAAGGACACAGUGCUAAGGACAGUAUUUCUCCAUGAUGACGGAGGAAAAGAAAUUAGACUUAACUGCCUCACUGGUUGAUUUGAAAGCAGAAUUGUUUAGAAAACAACAACAGUUCAAAAAAGAAAAACUUCAAAGUGGAGGUGCUCCAAUUAAGGGGAAAACUGUGACUAAAAAGCCCAAUAUUUGGGGUCAUAAAAACGCAGGAGUCUCAGAGAGGGCACAAAGGGACUUGGAAUCUAAGAAAGAGGAAGACAGUGCUUGGGAGAAAUCCAGAUCUUCACUGGAAGCUAAAGCUAAAUUAUAUGAAAAAAUGACAAAAGAAGGUUACAUACAUGAGGAAGAACAUGAUGAGAGGAUUUUGGUAGACUUCCAAAGAAAAACGUAUGAAGCCAUUAUUGAGAAGAGACAUGAAGAGAGACAAAUAAAAGAAACAGAAGAUAAAGAAAGAGAACCAGAUGUUGACAUCCCUCCACCUGCAGACCCAGAAGAAGAAUGGGUUGACUAUGUUGACAGCCUAGGUCGCUCAAGGCGAUGUAUGAAAAAAGAUUUGCCAGAAUUGAUAAAUAUGGACAAAGGACUUGGCAAGGAGACCAGGAAUGUUAAAAGCACAAAUGAGGACCUUUCCAGCAAACCUUCCCUUGUGUCAAAUGACAUGUACAAAGAAAUGCUUCGACAGAAAUGGGAGAAGGAAGCUUUAGAAGAUUUGAAUAAACCAGUUGGGGAUGUACAUUAUGCUAAUGUACAGUUUGAUGAAAUAAGAACUCAUGGUGUAGGAUAUUAUCAGUUUGCCAAAGAUGAAACAACAAGAAAACAACAGAUGGAUAUGCUUGGAAAAUUAAGAGAUCAGACUCAAGAUCAAAGAUCUAAGAGGGAGAUUAUUAAAGAAAAAAGAAAGGCACAGUUACAGGCCAGACUUGCAAAGGUCAGACAAAGAAAGGGAAUAAAAGAGGAAGAAAAAGAGACAGAUGUUGAAGUAAAAGAGAAGGAAGACAUGAUUGGUCCAGGUGUCACUGAGAAAUUGAUAGAGGCAAGAACUAUUUCAGAGAGAGAGAUUGAGGAUAAAAAACGUGCCACAGCUCCUGUUAGAGAAUGGGAUAAAGAAAAGAAAAGUGUUGAGGCUAGUUGGAAUUCAUGCAGUGAUGCUGAAAGAGUGGCAGAAUUUGCACCUCCAGACAACUACUUUGACACUGCUGUUCCAAAGAAAAGGGCACGAUCUGAUCCUCGAGAUGAAAGAUUAGAAGAAUUUGCUCCUCCUCCAUCUUAUUACCAACAGUCGUCAGAAAAAAGUUGGAAAAAUACUCUUAAAAGUAAUAAUAAACUGAAGACUCCAAAUUCUGAAGAACUUAAGAUUAAUACAACAAAAAUGUGUGCAAAUGAGGCCAACCUAAGUAAACCUUCCAGCAGUAAAAACAGUGGAGAAAUACUUGAAAUGCCAUUUAAAAAGAAAUUGGUUAGGGAAAUUACUAGCGAAGCUGUCAGAGAUUUGUCUCACAUACCUUUACCUCCAACACAAGUAAAAACAAAGGAGUCAGUUGCAGAAUCCAAAGUAGAAUGUCCAAUGCCACCUACACAGGCAACUCCAUUAUUGAACCCAAUUUCACAAGAGCAAUUACCUAAUCCUUUUGUAAGUCAGCAAUUGCAGCCUUCACAGGUACAUGCAAACAUUUCACCCUUUGGACAAUAUCCAGUGAUUAACUCCCAUACAGGUUCUACUUUUGGAACAAAUAAUGGCAUGUCAGCCCAUUCAAGGCAAAAUUGCACUGUUUCUGAACAUUCAAGUCAUCAGACUCGAUAUGGGGUUGUGUCUUACAUGGAAAACGCCAAUAAACAAAUGCCUACAUAUUUGCACGAAACCUCCAAAGUUCCUUCUCAAGUAAGUCACAUGAGUGAAGAGGACUAUAAGAGACUUGUGAGAAACUUGCCCAGCUCUCUUCCCGCUCCUCCAACCCAAGAUCAACCACUUCCAGUGUACCCGAGCCAAGCAGAUCCUUACAGUUGGGAUCGAUAUGAAGCGCCUGCUGCAAAACCUAUUAGUGUUGGUAUGAAAAAAGCUGUUGAUAGGACAUCAAGUGCAUUCUCAGUGACACUCACAGAAAUGCCUUUAGCAGGAGAUUCGGAAUGCACAAGAGAAGAUUCUGGUCAAGAGAAGACAAAUAAGAGAAACACAGUUUCUAAAACAAAGUGGAAACAUGGUGCUGCUGCUGAAAAUGCACGGCAGUCAUCUGAAUCAGUUAUUGGAGAAACUCUCAAAUACUUCAGACAGCUGACAGAAAAAAGGUCAAAUGACAAAAAUUGACUCUUUUCAGGAACUUAUCUACCUAAAAAGAAAAUGUACUGUUUAAGGAAUGCAUUUGUAUCCACUUAAAUUUUUUCAAGAAAAUCCUACCCGUCAGAUCACGUUCUAAUAUGAGAUUCCCCAGUAACAAGUCACAAAGUCAUGUUAUUGUAUUCUUUAUUAUUUAUUAGAAAGCUAAUCAGUUCCAGACUCUAAAUAUGUCAAUACAGAGCAAAAGAUAAAAGCACUCAAGACCACAACUGGCAUACACAGACAGCACAUUACAUUAACAACAUACUCUGAAAGGAUAAAGCAAUACAAGUAACUAUAAUCUACAGACAUAAAAGUACAAUUCAGAAUAAUAUCAAUGUACAAGUUCUUUGCUAAUUUGUGACAUUUAAAGUUUCUUACAGGUUAUCUGUACAAAAAAAGAGGUUCAGAUAUUAGGAAUAAUACUGUCCCAACUUUUAUGUACAGUAAAUUAUUUUAUAUACAUCUUGUUAAGUUAAUAAAAAGGGUAUUAACCCAAAUAAAAUAACAUUUUUGUGUUUAAUGAUAGAAUUUGGUUUUGUCUGUGUUGUGAAGAAAUGCACAGGCAAUAUCCCACCUGUUAUCAUACAGUAUAACCAUUUGAAUACAAAGUAGAGGGUGUUAUGCAUUUCUCCUAAUUUCAACAAAAGCUUGUGGUAAUGGGGGACUUAACCCUGGAAUGCGGGGUAUGGAUUUUUCAAUAGUGAAAUAUAUUUAAAAGACUACAGUCGUGUAUCUCCAAUGUAUUGAAUAUCUUGUAGUUAACGUCUUUUUGGAACAAAUGGAACUUUCUCAUCAGAUUGCCAGUCCAAAUACGCUCACUAUGCAGUACAUGGUCUUGUUCUCCCACCUUACAGUGCA
Molecule: messenger RNA, 3194 nt
Organism: Lingula anatina
Lineage: Eukaryota; Metazoa; Brachiopoda; Lingulata; Lingulida; Lingulidae
Product: coiled-coil domain-containing protein 174
Cellular component (GO): nucleus
Source: RefSeq, a predicted model, not a curated record